CGUUGAGCGGAGUCGCAGAGAGUGCGAGGGCGAGGCCGGAGCGUCAGGGUCCGCAGUGGGCGGGCGCGGGUGUGCGGUCCGGGGACGCUCGGGCGGUGCGGACCGAUAGGGACGGCGAGACCGGACCGGCGCGGCCUCCUCAGCGGCUCUGCUGGCCCAGGGGACGGUGAGGCCCGAGGGCGCAGAUCCCAGCCCGGGAGGGAUGCUGGGGCCUGUCUGGUCGCUCUCGGGGCCCCGAGCGAUCUGCGCCUGCGCGAAACCACAGCUCACCGCAGUCCCCAGCCUGCCGGGCCAGGGAGGUUGGCGACUGUUGGGCCGACGCAGGACAGCCGCACAGCCUUGGGCUGCAUGGAUGGGCUGUGAGGACUAGACGUGCCUCUGUUUCACUCCUUUGUGUAUUUCCAAGAACAGCAGGAAAUGAAUACAUCUCUGGGGCCAGUGUCAUUCAAGGAUGUGGCUGUGGCCUUCACCCAGGAGGAGUGGCAACAGCUGGACUCUGAUGGGAAGAUGACAUAUAGGGAUGUGAUGCUGGAGAAUUACAACAACCUCAUCUCUGUGGGGUAUCAUAUUAUCAAACCGGAUAUUAUCAUCAAGUUGGAGCAAGGAGAAGAGCCAUGGAUAGUUGAAGGCGCAGUCCCACCUCAGAGCUAUCCAGAUGAAAUCUGGCAAGCCAGUGACUCUAUGGAGAGAAUCCAAGGAGAUGAAGAGAAACAUUCAAAGUCAACUGUGUUUAUUCACAAAAGCACGAUUGAAAAGAGAGGUGAAGUUUCCAGUAAAGCUGUUAAUGCGGAAAUGAACCUUAUUCCUUUGAGAAAAAAAGCCUCUAAAUGCAACUCAUGUGAGAGGAACUUGACAUGUGUGUCUGAAUUUAUUAGUAGUGAUGGAAGCUAUGCAAAAAUGAAGCCCAAUGAAUGCGGUGAAUGUGGAAAAACCCUCCACAUUAAGCUUGAGAAAACACAUUUAGGAGAUGACUCUUACGAAUUUAGCCAAAAUGAAGGUGCUUACACUCUAAGAGAAGAAAAUAUUUAUCAGAAAAUUCAUAUUUUGGAGAAGCCGUUUGAGUAUGUUGAAUACCAGAAAGCCUUCCCAAAGGAUACUGUUUUUGUUAAUCACAUGGAAGAAAAGCCCUAUAAUUGGAAUGGAUCUGAAAUAGCCUUUCUCCAAAUGUCAGACCUCAGUGUCCACCAGAGUUCUCACAUGGAAAUGAAGCCCUACGAGUGCCGUGAGUGUGGAAAGACCUUCUGCAAAAAGUCAAAAUUUGUUAUACAUCAGAGAACUCACACGGGAGAGAAACCUUAUAAGUGUAACCAAUGUGGAAAAUCCUUCUGCCAGAAGGGAACCCUCACUGUCCAUCAGAGAACCCACACAGGGGAGAAGCCCUAUGAAUGUAACGAAUGUGGAAAAAACUUCUACCAGAAGUUACACCUCAUUCAGCAUCAGAGAACUCACUCAGGAGAGAAGCCCUAUGAAUGUAGUUACUGUGGAAAAUCCUUUUGCCAGAAGACACAUCUGACACAGCACCAGAGAACACAUUCAGGAGAGAGGCCCUAUGUUUGUCAUGACUGUGGAAAGACCUUCUCCCAGAAGUCAGCGCUUAAUGAUCACCAGAAAAUUCACACAGGUGUGAAACUCUACAAGUGCAGUGAGUGUGGGAAAUGCUUCUGUCGCAAGUCUACUCUCACAACCCACAUGAGGACACACACAGGAGAGAAGCCCUAUGAAUGCAACGAAUGUGGGAAGUUCUUCUCUAGGUUGUCAUACCUUACUGUACAUUACAGAACCCAUUCAGGAGAGAAACCCUAUGAGUGUACAGAAUGUGGGAAAACCUUCUACCUGAACUCAGCCCUCAUGAGACAUCAGAGAGUACAUACAGGAGAGAAACCUUAUGAAUGUAAUGAAUGUGGAAAGUUAUUCUCACAGUUGUCAUACCUCACUGUACAUCAUAGAACUCACUCAGGAGUGAAACCCUAUGAAUGUAGUGAAUGUGGGAAAACCUUUUACCAGAAUUCAGCCCUUUGUAGGCACCGGAGAAUUCAUAGAGGGGAGAAGCCCUAUGAAUGUUACAUAUGUGGAAAGUUCUUCUCACAAAUGUCAUACCUUACUAUACAUCAUAGAAUUCAUUCAGGAGAGAAACCCUAUGAAUGCAGUGAAUGUGGGAAAACCUUCUGUCAGAAUUCAGCCCUUAAUAGACACCAGAGAACACACACAGGCGAAAAAGCCUAUGAAUGUUAUGAAUGUGGAAAAUGCUUCUCUCAGAUGUCCUAUCUCACCAUACAUCACAGGAUUCAUUCAGGAGAGAAACCCUUUGAAUGCAAUGAAUGUGGGAAAGCCUUCUCUCGGAUGUCAUACCUCACUGUGCAUUACAGAACCCACUCUGGAGAGAAGCCCUAUGAAUGUACUGAAUGUGGGAAGAAGUUUUACCAUAAGUCAGCAUUCAAUAGCCAUCAGAGAAUUCAUAAGAGAGGAAAUGUGAAUGUAGUUGAUGUGGGAGGGGUUCUUUAAAGUCAUACAAUCCUUUAAAUGAACUCAAAACUCCUAUCUGGAGUCAAGUACCAAUGUACAGUUGGCCACUAGCACAGGUAGUUUCCAUAUUCAUGAAUUCAACCAAAAAUAAGAAAAUGUUUUAUCUGUUUUGAAUAUGUAACGACUUUCUUGUUAUUCCCUAGACAAUAUAAUACAUUAUCCAUUUACAUUGCAUUUAUAUGAUAUUAAGCAUUAUAAAUAAUCUAGAGAUGAGUUAAAGUAUAUGGGAGAGUUAUGUAGGUUAUAAAAGUUCUCAUUUUACAUAAGGAUUUGACAGUGCCGAUUUUGGUAUCUAUGGGGUCCUACAACUGCACUUUCACAUUAUCAAGGGACACCUGUAUGUUAGCUCAGAGGUGAGCAGAAACAAGCCCUUGUCAGUUAGACUAAUCUGAAAAUUCACAGGACAGAAACCACAUUUAUAACAAGACUACAUAGAUACCAGACUAUACAGGAGUGAAAAUAUAUAAAUACAUUUCAAUAUGACAUCAAACUGCUUAGGGAAUUGUAUUAAGGAAUGUGGAAAACACUCCUUUGGAAACAACAUUAAAAGAUGUUUGAUUUUUUUUUACUGUAAAAAGUAAAAGUGAAGAUACUCAGCUAUAAAUAAAUAUACUCCAUAAAUACAAGACAUAAAAAGAAUAGCAUAGUUUACAGCAUUAAGCCUACACAUAAACAGUUACCCAGGAACAUAAGAAUUAGGGUUUCUUGUUCUUUUUCUAGUAUGUAACAUUACAAAAAUCAUAUGUUGUUUGAAUCAUGUUUGGGAAAGUAUCUUUAAUUUGUAACAUAUAGUAAGAUCCAUUCUAACUAAGCUUACCAUUAUGUUAGUAUCUUAAUAUGCACUGUCCCUGACGUAUUUGAUAGGUAUGAAUUGUGCUUUUUCAGGCAUUCUUCCUUGGAUUUUAAAACACAUUUGGUCAUUGUUAGUUAAAUAACAGCCUCUAUAAAGAAAACCAUUUUAUGUUAUGAACUAUAGCAAAGGUAGAAAUAUAUGUAUAAAAUAGAGAACUCUGUAUAGAUUAAUUGUAAAUUAAGCCAGAAGUCUCCAAGAGUGAAAAAUAGCUUUGGCACUUGCCAUACUCUGUACAAAAACUACACCUAGAAUGUUCCCGUUUCUAGUAGCUAUUCAUCCACUUUUUUAUUCAGGUGCUUACAUAAGUGUAUAGAGCACAAAUGCUGGGUAGCAUUGUUCUUUUUUAAUUUGGUAUACUAGUGUUUAUCAGUGUUCUCUGCUCUCAUCACUGUAGUAAUUCAGGGCACGUUAAUUUUCCCUGCCUCUCCAUCAUUCCUUGCUCUUUGACAGCAGAGUCUGGCUAUCCAUUCCUCCUUAAAAGAUAGGAGAUAAAUCCUGGUAAGUUUUUAAAUUGGUAGUGAUAGUCCUUUCUCAUGGCCAGAAAUUGGUCUAUAAUGCCCAUAGGACCCAAGUCCAAAAUGAUUAAGAGAGGGGAUAAGUCAAAGAUUGUUUCCAGAAAAGGUUUCCUCAAAGAUUAAAGGUUUUGAGCAAGGCAAAGCAGAAUCUUGGGCAUCACUGUCUGGAUGAGAUACCAGGUAACAUCUUCCAGCAGUGGAUUUGAUGUUAUCAUGGCCUUUACAGAAAGACUAGAAGAACCCAGAACCUGAAUGAUGUCACUGAGCCAGUGAACCAGCUACACUUGUAGCACUCCUAUGUCUGGACUAUUUCUUUUAUGAAAGACUGUUUCUAAGCCUGUUGACUAAGAAUGUUCAGUUACUAAUGACAGAAUACAUUCUAACUGUACAGAGUUACACUUUGUAGGAGUUAUGUAAUUCAGGAAUGGACUUUAAGUAAAUUGAUUAUUUUGAUGUGUUAUUAGAAGAUGUAUUGUCUGUAAAUUUGGAUGUAAAUAAUCUGAGCACUGGAAAUGAAUUUGAAACAAUUAAAUGUGUAUGCUUCCUUGA
Nannospalax galili (Upper Galilee mountains blind mole rat) is the source of this 4440-nucleotide messenger RNA. It is a transcript of the gene Znf12, whose product is annotated as zinc finger protein 12. Lineage: Eukaryota; Metazoa; Chordata; Mammalia; Rodentia; Spalacidae. Gene Ontology annotation, cellular component: nucleus. Gene Ontology annotation, molecular function: RNA polymerase II transcription regulatory region sequence-specific DNA binding; DNA-binding transcription factor activity, RNA polymerase II-specific. The record is from RefSeq and is a predicted model, not a curated record. The transcript is spliced from 5 exons. Gene Ontology annotation, biological process: regulation of transcription by RNA polymerase II. Bases 418 to 2502 code for a protein of 694 amino acids.